Messenger RNA from Neofelis nebulosa (Clouded leopard), 1831 nucleotides. RefSeq names its product cardiotrophin like cytokine factor 1 (gene CLCF1). The transcript is spliced from 2 exons. Lineage: Eukaryota; Metazoa; Chordata; Mammalia; Carnivora; Felidae. Bases 1 to 900 code for a protein of 299 amino acids. The record is from RefSeq and is a predicted model, not a curated record.
AUGCCUCCAUACACACACACACACACACACACACACACACACACACACACACACACACACAUACACCCAGGCCAGGAACGCUCCCCUCCUCCAUCCCCCCUGCCUCCCAUCUGGCGGCCCACCCUCACCAACCCUGCGCCCGGCCCAAGGUGGGGACAGACACCUGAGGGGCUGCCAGCUGGGCAUCCUCCACGGGACCUGGGCCCGCCCUCAUGUUUCUUGCCCCUCCUGCCCGCAGGGGACUCGUGGGGGAUGCUAGCUUGCCUGUGUGCUGUGCUCUGGCACCUCCCUGCAGUGCCAGCCCUCAACCGCACGGGGGACCCAGGGCCUGGCCCCUCCAUCCAGAAAACCUACGACCUCACCCGCUACCUGGAACACCAACUCCGCAGCUUGGCUGGGACCUACCUGAACUACCUGGGCCCCCCUUUCAACGAGCCUGACUUCAACCCACCUCGGCUGGGGGCAGAGACCCUGCCCAGGGCCACUGUCAACUUGGAUGUGUGGCGGAGCCUCAAUGACAAACUGCGGCUGACCCAGAACUAUGAGGCCUAUAGCCACCUUCUCUGCUACUUGCGUGGCCUCGACCGCCAGGCUGCCACAGCCGAGCUGCGCCGCAGCCUGGCCCACUUCUGCACCAGCCUUCAGGGCCUGCUGGGCAGCAUCGCGGGCGUCAUGGCAGCUCUGGGCUACCCUCUGCCCCAGCCUCUGCCCGGAACCGAGCCCACCCGGGCCCCCGGCCCUGCCCACAGCGACUUCCUCCAGAAGAUGGACGACUUCUGGCUGCUGAAGGAGCUGCAGACCUGGCUGUGGCGCUCGGCCAAGGAUUUCAACCGGCUCAAGAAGAAGACGCAGCCCCCGCCGGCGGCGGUCACCCUGCACCUGGAAGCCCAUGGCUUCUGAUCUCUGACCUUUACCGCCUCCUCUCUCCUCUCCUCCCUCAAAUCCUGCUCCCACUCUGGGAGGGAGAAACCCAUAUGCCAACAUCUGUUGAGCCAGGAGACAGAAGCCAUGGGCCUCUGGCCCUCUCCGGACUUGGAAGAGGGCAUGAUCCACAGGGCCUAUCCCCUCCCCGCUUUCCAAAGGCCUGCAGGUCUCUUCCACAGGGAGGAGCGCUCCCGGGGGCCGCAGUGGUUCAAGUUGGUGCGAAGGCUCUCACAGCUUCCUGCUUCCUGCCCGGCACUUGCCGGCGCCCACAGGCCCCUCACGCGGCACUUCCAGGAAGCAUGCCCGUAGGCAGGGAGGGGGGCCACCGCAGCAUGUGCCUUUCUGGGGCGGGGGGAGCCCUUUGGCUGCCCCACUCUCCUUGGAUGGGCGUUGUUCCCCUAUCCCCAAAUAGCCCAGUACAUCCAAUUCAGGAAACACACACACGGUGGCAAGUCCAAACGGGAAGAAACGGGAUUUAAAAGCGGAGGAGGUGGGAUCUGCAUUGGAGCUCAUACUAAAAGCAUAGGGGCAGGGACAGAGCGGACCCACGGCUCACCAAGGCAGUCAGUGGCACAGGACGGCAGCCAAAAGGACCUUGCCUUGCAUCUUCUUGCCGGCAUCAUGGUGCCUCCUCUCCACCCACUUUCCAGGGUAUCUGUGGGUUGCCCAGGCUGGGGAGGGCAACCAUAGCCACAGCCACAGGGUUUCCUGAAAGUUUACAUUGCAGUAGCAUUUCGGGGUGCGGGGGGCAGCUCCCCCAGGCCCUGCCCCCCCAGCCUCACCCACUCAUGACUCUAAGUUUGUUGUAUUAAUAUUUAUUUAUUUGGAGAUGUUAUUUAUUAGAUGAUAUUUAUUGCAGAAUUUCUAUUCUUGUAUUAACAAAUAAAAUGCUUGCCCCAGGACUUCA